This is a messenger RNA of Dalotia coriaria, 2129 nucleotides long. Its product is annotated as cytosol aminopeptidase-like. The transcript has a single exon. The coding region runs from base 235 to 1827 and encodes 530 amino acids. The record is from RefSeq and is a predicted model, not a curated record. Gene Ontology annotation, molecular function: metalloaminopeptidase activity; manganese ion binding. Lineage: Eukaryota; Metazoa; Arthropoda; Insecta; Coleoptera; Staphylinidae. Gene Ontology annotation, biological process: proteolysis. Gene Ontology annotation, cellular component: cytoplasm.
AUUUGAAAAAAGCUUUCGGAUUGGACGAAAUGUUUUUCCUAACAAGUCGCGUAGCCUUUGACCAAUCACAUAUUAUGGAAAACAAAUCUAAUUGCUAGACAAAAUACUUAUGUAAACAUCACGUCAGUACUAAUUGGUAAUUUUUUUUGGGACAAGCAAGGCAUUUCCAAAAAUUAUGUUUUAAAUUGUGAGUAUGUAGAAAAAUUGCAAGUACAAAAAUAAGAAAAUUGUAAGAUGGCUCUGCGAGUUUUGAACCGAAGCAUAAGUAAAAGCAUUACCAAUGGAAUAUUGAUGAGAUGUCUGGCAAGCAAAGCAAAUUUGGCGGAAGAAACCUGCAGAGACGACCAUGGCAAGGGGCUGGUGCUGGGAAUCUACACCGACCCGGACGAUCGCCAUCAUCCAGGACGCCUUACCCCCACCGGGGAUAAGUAUAACAAACAUGUCUGUAACCGGUUAAUGGAGCUGGUUAAAGCCUCUGGUUCGCCCCCGAAACUGGGCGACUUCCGCACGUUCUAUGAUCUGGAACCUGAGCACCACUACGUUGUUCUGGUGGGACUGGGGAAGGAAUGCCAGGGUUACGAUGUUUUCGAACAAAUGGAUGAGGGCAAGGAAGCGAUUCGCGUUGCUGCUGCCAUUGGUUGCAAAGAGUGCCAGCGACAUAACGCAUUCAAGGUGUUCAUUGAGAGCUUUGGUCACUCUGAAUCUUCCGCAGAAGGAUCCGCUUUGGGCGUAUGGCUGUACCAAGAAAAGAAGAAUAAAAAACAUCAAAUCCACAUCCCUCAGUUGGAAUUGUAUGACGAUUGUGACUGGACUGGGUGGCAGAUCGGUUUGCAAAAGGCCGCUGCCCAAAAUUUGUCCCGACAGCUCAUGGAUACUUCUGCCAAUCUCAUGACGCCCACCUCAUUUGCUCAAAAUGCCGUUGAGGUCCUUUGUAAGGCAGGCGUGAACGUUGAGGUGAAGGUGCGUGGUUGGGCUGAGACUCAAAAUAUGAAUGCUUUCCUUGCCGCUGGCCAGGGCUCUUGUGAGCCGCCCAUCUUUUUGGAGCUGUCGUACUACGGGGCCUCGAAGGAUGAGCGACCUGUAGUACUUAUUGGUAAAGGUGUUACUUACAACAGCGGAGGCUUGUGCAUCAAGCGAUGUAAAAACCAAAAACAAAUGCGAGGAGACAUGGGUGGUGCCGCGGCCGUCGUGGCCGCAUGUCGUGCGGUGGCCGGACUCCAGCUGCCUCUGAACAUUCGCGGUCUCAUUCCACUGUGCGAAAAUAUGCCAGGUUGUGCGGCAAUGCGACCUGGUGACAUCGUCAAAGCGAUGAACAACAAGUCGAUUGAAAUUGAAAGCACAGACUGCGCGGGACGUAUUAUGAUGGCCGAUGCGCUUGUAUAUGCGCAGAACUUCUGGCCCCGAUUUAUUGUGGACGUCGGUACAAUGACGUAUGAUAUGGAGCGCGCAUUGGGCGACGCCGCCAGUGGAGUAUUCAGUAAUUCGGAGGCGCUAUGGGAAUACAUGCUUGCUGCCUCUAUGCACACCGGUGACCGUGUGUGGCGGUUCCCUCUGUGGAAUCACUACACUAAACUGGUCUCGCGCUUCCACAAUGUGGAAGUGAAAACCAUUGGGCGCGGACGCUAUAAUGGCGGCGCCUGUAAGGUAGCCGCCUUCCUACACGAGUUUGUGCCGUGCGGAGAUUGGUUACACAUGGACACGUUUGGUGUGAUGUGGACGGAUGGUAAGGAUUAUCCUUAUUUGCGGGAAGGUAUGGCAGGUAGACCAACUCGUACUCUUGUGGAGUUCUUGUCUCAAUUGGUGUGCCAUCGUGAGGAGUGCGAAUAACUGCAGUAACAGUGGACGAGACUGACGUUAACUUUUGAGUCGCUGAAAUUCUGUCACAAGUCUGGCUGUUGCAUUACAUCGGAUGUUAUAAAUUUGCGUGUGUAAUUUUCAUUUUUAAAAAGUAUUUCACUUACAGCCAAAUUUUUGAAUGGUGUGUGUAUAAAGACCCAAAAGACACGUAUCUAGGUCUGAAUGAAAUCUGUUGUCUAAUUGUGAAGUAUACGAAAAUUGUAAAUUGUAACAGAAGUUAAGGAUACAAAUACAAUGCGUCAGGAUUUAAUAAACUUUCAAUGCACACAGUU